AUGCUUCCUCAAACUCUUCUUUCCAUUCUCCUCACCACCGUCCUAUCAACCACAACCAUCGCCAUGUCUCUCGCACCACGAGACACCAUUCACGCCAGCGACAUGGACCGCUACAAUGCCGUCAUGUCCACCGUCAAGGGCUCGCAGUUCUUGCAUCUCUACCUGAAAGACAACCAGGUCAAACUCGACAUUUACGAGGAUCCCUCCAACGCCCUGGUCAGCCAGAAUUCUUUCGCCCCCAGCGAGAACGCGCCCAAAUACUUUGAGCAGGAAGAAAAACGCGAAGAAGCUCUGCAAAAUGAAGAAGCAGAAGCUGUCAACAAGGAUAAUUCUGCUGCGAACAAGGAUACGGGUAAUGGACAGGCCGCCUGA
Molecule: messenger RNA, 372 nt
Organism: Talaromyces stipitatus ATCC 10500
Lineage: Eukaryota; Fungi; Ascomycota; Eurotiomycetes; Eurotiales; Trichocomaceae
Exons: 2
Coding region: 1-372 (123 amino acids)
Source: RefSeq, a predicted model, not a curated record